Messenger RNA from Diceros bicornis minor, 2460 nucleotides. It is a transcript of the gene ZNF691, whose product is annotated as zinc finger protein 691. The transcript has 2 exons. Gene Ontology annotation, molecular function: DNA-binding transcription activator activity, RNA polymerase II-specific; RNA polymerase II cis-regulatory region sequence-specific DNA binding. The record is from RefSeq and is a predicted model, not a curated record. The coding region runs from base 333 to 1187 and encodes 284 amino acids. NCBI's taxonomy places the organism in Eukaryota, Metazoa, Chordata, Mammalia, Perissodactyla, Rhinocerotidae. Gene Ontology annotation, biological process: regulation of transcription by RNA polymerase II. Gene Ontology annotation, cellular component: nucleus.
CAAAUAUUUACUAAAUAUUUACUAUUUGGCCCUUUACAGAAAAAGUUUGCUGACCCCUACUCCUUAAAGAUUUGAGACUCUGUCUAUAUUUCACAUUUUAGAUUAUAUACAGUCUUGUACUAUGGUUUAAUUAAAACUUCUUUUUCUUUCCUAACAAGAUCACAUAAGGGAUCUAUUUUGUUCUUGUAUGCUCCACAGGGCUAGGACAUAGUGUCUUCAACAACUGUAAUAGCAGCCAUCAUUUGCUGAAUGACUAGUAUGUGCCACACAUUAUAUUGAGCAUAUUAGAGGCAUUUUCUCAAACACAAAGUCCUGCAGUGUUGGGUUCAGAGAUGGGCAGUGAGAAGGAGCAGAAUCCAGAGCAGCACCUGCCUGAGGAAGGGGAACGGGGUAAGCCUUGGAGAGUGGAUGACUCCGAGGGUUUCCGGAUCCCAGAUGGGGAGAAAGAACGUGGGCAAGAGAGCCUUUCGGAGGAGCCACAAGGGAUCCAACCAAAAAAGCCAUGGCAGAAAGUCACUGUCCCUGCUGGAGAGCCAGGGGACCCCAUUGCUCAUCCAAGGCCUGAGGCUGAUGAGAAGCCCUUUAUCUGUGCCCAGUGUGGCAAAACCUUCAAUAAUACCUCCAACCUGAGAACACACCAGCGGAUCCACACUGGCGAGAAACCUUACAAGUGUUCUGAAUGUGGCAAGAGCUUCUCGAGAAGCUCCAACCGCAUCCGGCACGAGCGGAUCCACCUGGAAGAGAAGCACUACAAAUGUCCCAAGUGUCAAGAGAGCUUUCGGCGGCGCUCGGAUCUCACCACACACCAGCAGGAUCACCUGGGCAAGCGGCCAUACCGCUGUGACAUCUGUGGCAAGAGCUUCAGCCAGAGCGCCACGCUGGCUGUGCAUCACCGGACCCACCUCGAGCCAGCACCCUACAUCUGCUGUGAGUGCGGGAAGAGCUUCAGCAACAGCUCCAGCUUUGGCGUGCACCAUCGCACCCACACAGGCGAGAGGCCUUACGAGUGUGCCGAAUGUGGGCGGACCUUCAGCGAUAUCUCCAACUUUGGAGCCCACCAGAGGACCCACAGAGGGGAGAAGCCCUACCGGUGCACUCUGUGUGGGAAACACUUCUCCCGGAGCUCAAACCUUAUCCGCCACCAGAAAACGCACAUGGGAGAGCAGGCGGGGAAAGAUUCCAGCUGAAGGAGAGACCCGGGGAGAGAGUGAGGAAGAGAAGUGGGAGACCCCAACCUAGUGUAGGAAGAUCUUUAGGAUCUGCUGCUGCCCCCUUGACCUCAAGCCCUUCAUCUGAUUUUGGAGAAUGGUUUCCUGUUGCCUCUGAAGCCAGGAUCUCCAGGAAGUCCUGAGAAGGGACUCAGAGUAAAAAUCUUUGCCUCUUUCCAGGCCAAUUUCUUGCCUUGGAAAGUCAGAGGAGCCAGUCUUGGCUUCAUCUGGGGGUGACAGAGAUAGAGGGUAGGCUUAGUACAUGCUCAUAUCAUUAGGGCAACCAUCCCCUGGCCUUUGAGGACGUACCUGUGAGGCGGGCAUCAUUAUCUGAAGGUCCUCCAAAUUGUAUGUGAACUGCUUAGGGCACAUUGCAGUGGCCUGUGGGUUCCCAUCUGCUGUGCCCUACCUGGGCUGGGAGGAGCAGCCUUCCCAAUGGAAGGGGCCUCCUUGGCCUGGAGAAGAUGUCUGAGGUCCUGCCUUAAGAAUGAAAAGGAAGCCCUCAGGGAGCCAUGAUCCAGGGACCUUCAUACUCCCCCAUGUUUGUGACUUGUUACCCCCACCCCAACCUGCAUCUGUUCCCCAAGUGAUCAGCAGUAAAACCUUCAAUGAAAAGGACCUGUGUCCUUAUUUGAGGGCAUCAAAGAAGUGGGGAGCUGGGGAGAUGGUCGCACUGCAGCUGCUCUGGAAGGGAGUUGAAUUCCAAGAAAGACAGAAUGGGUGGCUGCUCUGAAAAGCACAGGAAAGCAGGCUGAGUCUGGGGCCUUUGAGGAGGAAGGGGAAAGGAAAAGAGGUAACAUUAAUUGAGCAUCCACUAUAUGCCAUAGAUUCUUUGGGUCACGUUUACAUUCUUGAUCUCCUUUUGUUGGCACAGCAAUCCUCAAGGGAGUAACGUGAGGAAAUAAAAUUGAGGAAAGGUGAAGUCACUUGCUGUGAAGUCACACAGCAGGUAUGUGGUGGAGCCAGAGUUCAAACCUGGGCCUCCCUUGAUUCUGAGCUGAUGCCCCCUUCACUCCAUUUACCUUGUUGGCUUCUGAAGGAGUAGCUGCUUAGAGGUCUGGCCUGGGACCAAGUGAUUCCCUGGAACUGGGAGCUAGUAUGGGCUCUUGAUGUGGCCCUGGACCAUGUGCUCUGUGGGAAGCCAAGCAUGAGAGCCUUUUCAACUUUAGAUUAUUGAAUCACACUUACUGUGUGCCCAGGAAAAAUGAGUGUCAGGGAGUAGAGGGUGACGGGUGGGGUAAGAUGAACCCAU